UCUCUGCCAUGCUUGCUGGAUUCAGUUCUUGUCCGGCCUUUACACGGUGAAAGACAGUGUUAGUUGUAAUUUUGUGAUAUUGAGUGAAAUUGUGAAAUUUGGCGUCUCUUUUCCAAUGGAAUAAAUUUUCUUCACGGAAAAUUUAAUUGGAAAUACAGUACAAUGGAAGAAGAAGAAGUUAGCAUUCGUGAAAAAGAUGCUGCUGCAUCUUCAAACGAUGUGAGGAAAGGAGGUAGGGUCAGAAAACCGAAACCAAUUUUUUCUCCCGAUGACUACGUUACGUCAAAGGAAAUAAAAAAAAGUACUGUCAAUGCCUUGAAAAAAAAAGCUCAAGUUGACCAAAGAUUAAUUAAGAAAUGUAGAUUGGAGUUGGAUAAAACUUACGACAAUGAGAAUGCUAAAUUGAUGUUAGCUGAUAAUGUCAAACCUCAAAAUGUCUCGACUGACAAAACAGUCGAAAAUGUGACUACUCCAAACAAUGAAUCUCAAAAAUGCGAAGAAAUCGAAAAGUUGCAAGUUCAAUUGGCAGCAAAAGAUGCUGAAAUUAUUAACUUAAAAAAAAAAAAUCGUGACAUUAGAGAGGAAAAUAUUAUGUUAAAAUCAGAAAAUCAUGCAUUUAAAAUCAGCCAACAGGGAAUGAAGGAUGUGCUGCUUUCAAUUAAUCAAAACGUGUCAAGUCUCGUAAAUAAUCGAGCAACAGAUCUAGUUCCAGAAGAAUCUUCCUCUUCUUCUGCAGAACCCACGAGGAUCCUGACUAAAAUUGCGGGUGUUUGCAUUGAAAAAUUUUCACUACAAAGAGCUCAACAUUCCCUCGAGCUCGAUGAAAGAUUGCGAAACAUUAUUCUGGGCUACUGGAAACCCAGUGAUUACAAGCUUUUGGCUAAUGCCAGGCCACCUGAAGGCGUUUCAAAAGAGGAAAUGAUUCCAAUAACAGACAGACAUGCCUAUGAAAUACUCAAUGUUGCUAUUGCAUUAGAGAAAGAAGACAUCCCACCACUUGAAAAACUUGCGUCUGCGUUGACAACUGAAGAUUUAAAAAAAAAAAUAGGAGGCGUCAUUAAGAAAGAAAGGUUUAAAAAGAAACCAAAGCAAAUUGAAAAUAAACUCAAAGGACAGAGCAAAAAAAUAAUGUCAGACAUUGAAGAUUUAAGUGAAGAUGAAAUGGGAGCCAGAGUAAAUGAUAGUAAUAGCGAAAAUUCAGAGGAUGAAGAGGACUUUUUUUUCGAUCAUGAUAAUGCAGAUAAUGAUGAUAAUGAAGAGGUUUUUGCGGACGACGAAAAUCUAUCUGACGAAGAAGAAGAAGAAAAUGAUGAAAAUGCAAUGGAAAUUGAUGCAGAAGUUGCAGUGAUUGACAAUAUUAAUGCAGCAAAUCCUAUUGCAGUUAAUAAUGAUGACAAUCAAGAGGAAGAAAUACCAAAUUUACAAGAAACAUUUUUUAGAGGUAUCAAUACCAUCGGUUUACGCGUGCCAUUAGAACAUAAUCAAAAUUUACGAGCUAUCGAUUAUCUCUUAGUAGCAUUAACGCGAGCGGUACGACACAAUUCAACAUACGAACAUUUAAUUGAUGAUUUGAAAUGGAUUAAAAAAUGUUUUACAGUUAUUAACAUGCCGACGACUAAAAAAGCUUUGUGGAAAAUACUUGGUCGAUCAAGAGAAAAUUUGAUAUACCGAUAUUUUUGCGAAAAAUGCAAACAACCAAUUGGUGUGGGGCAAAUAACAGUAAGAUGUCGUUGCAGUAGAUGUGGUCCAGGGCAAGAAAAAACAUUUGUUGCAAUCUUUAUUCAAAUUUUAUUGAGACCCCAACUUACUGAUUUACUACGCAUUCCCAAUAUUGCCGAAGCAUUAAAUUAUAGGGACAACAGGAUAAGAAUACACCCCGAUGCAAUAGAAGACAUCUACGAUGGUGAGAUGUACCUGCGACUCAGUGAGCCAGGCAACUUUUUAAGUAACCCGCACAACUAUUCUCUCACGUUCUGGACAGACGGUCUAAAAAUAACUAGAUCUUCCCGUGCUACAACAUACCCAAUUGUUUUUCAAGUCAACGAACUGUCACCGCAUGCUCGCAAAAAACAUUUGGUGCUGGGGGGCAUUUGGGUAGCAAAUGAGCACCCUAUUAUGAAUCAAAUUAUUGGACCAAUCAGAGACGAAUUGAGGCUCAUAUAUCGGCUUGGAAUCCGUUGGAGUCCUGACGGCAUUCGUGAAGUGAUCAGUAGGUUCAUAGUCACCAUCUUAACAGCGGAUUCCGUGGCAAGGCCAGACGUAUUGCGUAUGAAAAGAUUUAAUGGAGAAAAUGGAUGUCAAUUAUGUCUCGCUCCUGGACAAAGAGAAAACGAUACCUGGGUUUAUCCUGCCUUACCAUUUGUGGAACGCACAGAUGCUUCUAUAAGGACAGAUGGCUUAGCUGCUCUUCAACAAGGACAUGCAGUUAAUGGCGUCAAAGGCGUGUCGGCCUUAACAACAUUUCCUGAAUUUGACAUGAGAGAUGGUGUCGGUGUUGAUGUUGCCCACAAUGCUUUUCUUGGUGCAGCCAAAAGAUUAGUUGUCAGAUACCUGACUGAUGCAGGAGAACGUUGGUAUAUAGGAACUCCAAACGAAAUGGCUGCUAUAAAUGAAAGAUUGUUGAGGAUUAAACCACCGACAAGAAUUUCUCGACAACCGCGAAGCAUACUCCUUUACAAAAUGUGGAAGGCAUCAGAAUGGAGAAAUUGGCUUCUUUAUUAUGCACUGCCAUGUCUUGAUGGAAUAUUAGCUCAGCCUUAUUUCAAUCAUUUGGCAAUGUUGUGCCAGGCUGUAUAUAUUCUUAAUUCCGCUUCCAUCACAGAUGCAAAUCUCAACCAUGCAGAUCGUUUGAUUAAUGACUUCGUCAACGAUUAUCAGAGACAUUACGGUUUAGUAAAUAUGGUUUACAACGUGCAUCUUUUACUUCACCUUGUACGAUCAGUACGAAUGUUAGGUCCUUUAUGGGCAUAUUCUGCUCUACCAUUCGAGUCAUUAAACAAAAAAAUUACGGAUUACAUAACAAGUCCAAACGGUAGAGCAGACCAAAUCGUCACCCGAUUUUUUAUGAAAAAGUUCAUAAAUAUUGCUGCAGGACAAGCCCCGAUUUCACAAACGGCAAGGGAAGAAAUGUGUCGUUUACUGAAGAUAAGAGUUGAACAUAUAGAAGGCAUGCCAGAAGGGCACUAUUUUCUUGGUUUGGGUAGACUAAGAACUCGUAAUCCUCAAGUUCAAGAAAUAAAUCUUCUCAGAUAUGCAGGAUACGAAAUAGAAAAUGAAACGGAAAUUACACUAUUCCGAAGAGCUGAAAUUCAUGGGACAGAAUAUCGAGUUCAAGACAACGUUGAAAGAAAGUUUUGUAAUCACAUUGUUUUUACUGAAGAAUACCGAUUUUAUGAAAUUAAAAGCAUAUUGUCGUACAGACAUCAGGAUGUUACAGUCUCAGGAAUCAUCGGUCAACAUUUAGAAAGCAAUGGAAAUGUGUACGGGACUCCCCACAUGCAACGAGUUGUGCGACAAGAUGGAAGGGAAUUUAUCAGGUUCGAGAGAGUAAUAAGUCCGGGCUUCUUUAUUCCGUUGACGAACGGAUUGGCAGCUGUUUCUCUGUGCAACGUUUGGGAAACAGACUAGCAAUGCACACAAGUAGUCACUGUACCAUUAAAAAAAAACAUAGCUCGUAAUAAUGAUGAAUCUUCGAAAUCUGCCAAUCGUAUAAGUACUAAUUAAGAAUGCGUACCUGAAAUCGACACCGAUAUAGAAUCAAGUAUCUCCUGUUUUGGUUUUUCUAACUGUGUAAAAGGUUUUUAAGCAGAGAUUGUUUUCACUGAAUUAUUAUCCAAAAGCGUGUAAUCAUCUCUUAAGUGAAAAAAUUGCUUCCAUCAAACUAUGUGAAUGACAAUUAUUGCAAGGAACGACUUCUUGAAAUUAAACAUCCAACUACAGUGUGCAAUUGAAGAUGAAACGCAGAGAAAUCAUCGAAGAAGCAAAUAAAAAGAACUCCCUAAAGCAA
Molecule: messenger RNA, 4006 nt
Organism: Leptopilina boulardi
Lineage: Eukaryota; Metazoa; Arthropoda; Insecta; Hymenoptera; Figitidae
Exons: 11
Coding region: 163-3627 (1154 amino acids)
Source: RefSeq, a predicted model, not a curated record